UAGAGAUGCUAGGCAGGAUAGUGAAAUGCUCCUCUUGUGGGAUGUGGGAAGGCAGGGUGACCUCCAGUGUCCCUGACUACAACAGCGAGAAGUGCAUCAAAUCAAAUAAAGGCACGCACUCGGAGGAGAAGUUAACUUGUAUAUUCACUUUGCAGAGAAUAAUAGAUAAGUUAUCAGUCAAUAAUUAGUGCUAAGGGUAGUCAUUGCACUAACAGAAAUAGAUCUGUACAUUACACUGGAAACCCAGAGUAACACACACAAAAUGCAGGAGGAACUCAGCAGGCCAGGCAGCAUCUGGGAAAAGAGUACAUUCGACGUUUCGGACCGAGUUCCUCCAGCAUUUCGUGUGCAUGGCUGAGUGCCUCAGGCGUUAUUUCUUUUAUCUAUGGUGUUCCGUGUAGCGAACAACAUAUUUAUCCAUCAGUGAGACCUGUCUCCUCCCCGGGCUCGGGGCUCGGGCCUGCGGCUUCCCCGGUGGCGGAGUCCGACCUUUGGCCGCGUUGCUGGGAAUCCCGAUGUCAUGCGCAGUCCGCGGCCCCUCCGUUGACGAUCGGAGGAUGUUUGUUGUGGCGAGGUCGGCCGUGCAGUUGCUGCGGAACUCUCAGUGGCGCCGAUCUGGCCCAGCCGCCAUGUCUGCGAGUGCGUGGCUGGAGCCGGGCGCCAAAUGCCUCUUCGAUGAGCCGGUGCGGGUCCGGGUGAGUGGUCUGUCGCCGCUGCAACAGGUCACCAUGAAGGCCGUCCUCGCUGAUGAGAAGGGCGAGACUUUCAGUUCGGCGGCUUUCUACCGGGCGGACCAGCGGGGCGAGCUGGAUCUGAGCCGCUCGCCGUCCCUGGGCGGCCACUACUCGGGCACCGAGCCCAUGGGCCUCUUCUGGUCGCUCACGCCUGCCACUCCGUACAAGCGUCUGGUGAAGAAAGACGUGGCCACCUCGCCGCUGCGGGUCCGCAUCGAAGUGUUUGAUGGGCACAGCGACGACCCCCAGGGGCUCCCACUGGCCGCCUGUGUCAAUGAGCGGUGGUUCAUGAGUGAAGGGGUGGCCAGGGUCCCAGUGAGAAAGGGCAGGAUCCGGGGGGUACUCUUCGUCCCACCUGGCGAUGGUCCAUUUCCAGGGGUUAUUGAUAUGUAUGGGUCAGUCGGUGGGGUGGUUGAGCACAGAGCUAGCCUCUUGGCAAGCCAUGGAUUUCUGACGCUGGCUUUAGGAUAUUUUGGAUUCGACGACCUUCCAAAGGACUUUCUCAACCUUGAUCUUGAAUACUUUGAAGAAGCUGUGAACUUUUUGAGGGACCAUUCAAAGGUAUCAGGUCCUGGAGUUGGAGCAAUAGGAAUAUCAAAGGGAGGAGACCUGGUUCUUUCAAUGACUACAUUUAUACCACAAGUCAGAGCAGCUGUCAGUAUUGGUGGAUGCAAUGCAAACACUUUAGGUACUUUGCAUUACAAAAACAUCACUCUUCCAGGCCUGAGUGUUUCAUUGGACCAAACUAGGUUUCUGGAAUCAAAUCUUGUUGAUAUCUCUCAAGUAACUAAUAACCCAAGGGAAGAAGAAAAUAAAGAUUGUAUCAUCCCAUUAGAAAAGGCUGAGGGUAAUUUUUUGUUUGUGGUUGGAGAGGAUGACAAGAAUUGGAACACUCCACUCUUUGCUCAGCAAGCUAUCGAACAACUGAAGGAAAAUGGAAAAGAGAACUAUGAAAUUCUUACCUACCCAAAGGCAGGACACCUGCUGGAGCCCAGCUAUUUUCCAUUCUGCUAUGCCUCUUUUCAUCGGUUGGUAGGGCUUCCUGUGAUAUGGGGAGGAGAAAUGAAAGAGCAUUCAUUAGCCCAGAUAGACCUUUGGCCGAAGAUACAAAUGUUUCUGAGAAAACAUCUUGAAAAACAACAAAGUAAAUUGUGAAAAUAGGUAAUAUCUAAAUAUCUAAUACCUGAUUCAUGAAAUGGAUUGGAUUAUUUAAUAAAUCAUUUUUUAAUAUUAAGUAUUUGAUUCCAUUUGUAUUUGCAUGUACUUUGUGGAGAAUGAUUUAAAAACUUUAGCACAUUGAAACCAGUAACAUUUUCCUUACCUUUCCCAUAUCUAUGAUGUAAUAUUUUCCUGUCAGUUUCAUUAAUGGCAUUGAAGUUUUCUGCGUGAAUAUUUUUGGUUUGCUUGUUUGCUUCUGUUCAAUUAAGAUUCAUUAUUGAGAAUACAGGAACUUAAGAAGUGGACUGCUGUUGGUAAAGGCCUGUUUUAAAGCAUACAGGUGAAGAAAUACCAGCUAUUAUUGAUCAGGUUAGAUUACAUCAGUACUUCUAGAAUGCUGGUAUCUAAUUAAUGGUAGGAGAAGGACAUUUUCAUAGAGAGCAUUUGAUCUUCCCAUGCCAUACUAUUAACUCAAAAGAGAAAACAACAAAAAAAUUAUUUUGACAACAAAUUCUGAACUGUUCCAUUGUUCAUUACUGGACAAGCCAUUUCUUAAUAAAUAGACUGGUCUUACCAAUGUGGUUUCCUAGAUUUUAACCUGAGUCACCAAACCACUGUGCCUUUUAAUUAUUAAAUAGUGCAUGUCUUACAAGAUUUAAUUUUAUUUUUUUAAUAAGUGCAAAACUCCAGGUGAAGUUUUUAAAUAUUAUUUUGCAAAAAUCCCAUGAAUUGCUGUGGGAUAUAGAAUAGCUAACAAAAGGAAUUCAUCAUCCAUUCCUAAUAUCACUGGAGAUGGUAGUGAUAAUAUAUCUAGAAAAGUUUUUAUAUUUAGCUGAAUGCCAUUGUUGGGUUACGUACCACAGUAAUGCACAGAAGCAAGCCCUUUGGCCCAUAUAGUCCAUUUCGGAUUAUUAUGCUAACUUUCCAUCAAUCUGUAUCUGGACCACAGCCCUCCAUAACCCUCCCAUCUACAUGCCUAUUCAAACCUCUUCAACUUGAAAUUGAAGAUGUCCUUUGAGCUCUCUGCGCUUUGAUCUGGUUUUAGAUCCCUUUGCUGUUGCUUUUUGAGAAUCUAGUGAUAUCAGUGGUAUUUUAAGGAGAGGUACUACCCAAAGUGUUUUGCUCUAUGCUGAUGAUCUAUUGCUUUUUAUUUCUAAUGUUGAGACCUCGUUACCUCCUACACUUUCUUUACUCUCCUGUUUCAGCCAGUUUUCAGGAUAUAACCUUCCUUUUAAAAUUGUAUGAAAUCAAUUUACCUAUCUGGGUGCAACAACUACCAAGAAUUAUAAACACCUACUUAAAGAAAAUGUUCUUACCCUUUUGAAUUAUAUGAAAAGAGCACUAUCAAACUGGUCGCCCUUCUCUCUCAUUGAUUCAUUGAACUAUCUCUAUUAAAAUGAAUAUCCUACCUAAAUUUAUAUACCUUUUUCAGGUCCUACUGGUUUUUAUUCCUAAGUCCUUUUUUGAUUCUCUUGAUUCAAUUCUAUCGUCGUAUAUAUGGAAAAAUAUUCUGGAUUAAAUAAAGUUCACUUUCAAAAAGUUAAAAAGAAUGGAGAUUUAGCUUUACCAAAUUUUAGGUUUUAUUACUAGGCAGUCUAUAAAUAUAUGGAAUCUGAUGUUUUGGUCAUAAUCGUGAGGACUGUCCAGUAUGGGUCUCCUUAGAAGUUAACUCUGUUAAAAAAAAUUUCUAUUAUUUCUCUUCUUGGAUCAGCACUUCCUUUAUCUUUAAAUAAACUAUCUGACAAUUUGGUAGUUAAACGUACUUUGAGGAUCUGGUUACUAUUUAGAAAAUACUUUGGUUUAUUGAGAUUUUCUCUUUCUAGUUCCAUAUUUUCUAAUUGAUUUUUUUAAACCACCUAUGACCGAUGUAGUUUUUAAAGAAUGGGAUAGAUUGGGUAUUAAAUGCUUCCACGAUCUGUUUGUUGGAGGAAGUCUCUUUUUGUUUGAGCAACUGUCAGCUAAAUAUAGCUUACCAAAAGCCCACUUUUUUCGAUAUCUACAAGUUAGAGACUUUCUGCGAUCUCAAUUGCAUACAUUUCCUAUGAGUCCUGAUAAGAACUCAUUAGAUGUAAUUUCUAAUUUGAAACCUUUUCAUAAUGGCUCAAUAUCCAAUAUUUAUGGUAUGUUGUUGGGAAUAAGAGAGGCACCUUUAGACAAAAUUAAAAAUGCCUGGGAACAAGAUUUACAGAUUUCAAUUUCUGAGGAGACUUGGAAUGAAAUCUUUAAAUUGGUUAACGCUUCAUCACUAUGUGCUGACCACUCCCUCCUACAAUUUAAAGUGGUCCAAAGGGCCCACAUGUUAAAAGACAUGCUAUCUCGUUUUUAUCCAGAUAUAUCUCCCUAUUGUGAUAGAUGUAACAAUGGAAAGGCUUCACUAAUCCAUAUGUUUUGGACAUGUCCACAUCUUGAAAAAUACUGGAAGGAAGUAUUCCAAACAUUUUCUGUACUUUUUAAACUAAAUUUUAAGGCUAACCCUUUGACUGCCUUGUUUGGUACUGCUGGAGAAAAAGGCGUAACUUUGGAGACAUCUGACUUGUAUAUAUUGGCUUUUAUUUCUCUUGCAGCUAGAAGGGCGGUGUUGCUUAAAUAGAAGGAUGUUGCUCUGCCUACUCACAAUGGUUACAUGAUGUUAUGUCAUGCUUAAAUUUAGAGAAGAUUCAUUGUUCAAUUUCUGAUUCUAACCAAGACUUUCAAAUAUUGUGGGGACUAUUUUUGAACUACUUUCAAAACCUUUGAUUUGGUGUUAAAGUACAGAUGUUGGCUAAUAACAUAAAUCACUAUGUGAUAACGAUUUUUUUCUGUCUUUCUUUCUUUACCAAACAGCUUUGAUCUUAGUAGUGGGUUUAGGUUCUUUUUAUAAUAAAAUUAUUACAAUUCAAAUUACAAUUUAAUUAAUGUAUGUGUUUGAUUAUGAAUAUAGGGUACUGUGAUUUAAAUAUAAUGUAUUUGGUACUAUUCUUUUUUUAUAAUUCAUAACAUAUAUCCCCAUGUACUCUGUAUUCUUCUAUGUGAAAAUUAAUAAAAAUAUUG
Molecule: messenger RNA, 4922 nt
Organism: Hypanus sabinus (Atlantic stingray)
Lineage: Eukaryota; Metazoa; Chordata; Chondrichthyes; Myliobatiformes; Dasyatidae
Product: acyl-coenzyme A thioesterase 1-like
Exons: 3
Coding region: 516-1889 (457 amino acids)
Biological process (GO): acyl-CoA metabolic process; fatty acid metabolic process
Molecular function (GO): fatty acyl-CoA hydrolase activity
Source: RefSeq, a predicted model, not a curated record